Messenger RNA from Vombatus ursinus (common wombat), 3073 nucleotides. RefSeq names its product carbonic anhydrase 13. Bases 108 to 896 code for a protein of 262 amino acids. Lineage: Eukaryota; Metazoa; Chordata; Mammalia; Diprotodontia; Vombatidae. The transcript has 8 exons. Gene Ontology annotation, cellular component: cytoplasm. The record is from RefSeq and is a predicted model, not a curated record. Gene Ontology annotation, molecular function: carbonate dehydratase activity; zinc ion binding.
GCGAGCGGGGCUGGAGGAGCGCAGGCUGCUGCGUCCGUCCGCUUCGGUCCUCCCGGUCCUCUCUGAAGUCCCACGCGGCCUCGCCUCCUCGUCAUCCCCCGGGAACCAUGUCCAGGCUCAGUUGGGGCUACUGCGAGCACAACGGCCCUAUUCAUUGGAGUGAACUUUUCCCAAUUGCUGAUGGGGAUCACCAAUCUCCGAUUGAGAUCAAUACCAAAGAAGUGAAAUACGACUCAUCUCUCCGGCCUCUCAGUAUCAAGUAUGAUCCAACAUCAGCUAAAAUAAUCAGCAAUAGUGGUCAUUCCUUCAGUGUGGACUUUGAUGAUUCAGAAGACAAAUCAGUUCUGAGUGGAGGUCCCCUCACUGGAACCUACAGGCUACGACAAUUUCACCUUCAUUGGGGCUCCACUGACGAUCAGGGCUCUGAGCAUGCAGUAGACGGAGUGAAAUAUGCAGCAGAGCUCCAUGUGGUUCAUUGGAAUUCGGACAAGUACCCUAGCUUUGUUGAGGCAGCUCAUGAACCUGAUGGAUUGGCUGUUUUAGGUAUUUUUUUACAGAUUGGUGAACAUAAUCUACAACUGCAGAAAAUUACUGAUAUUUUGGACUCCAUUAAGGAAAAGGGUAAACAAAUCCGCUUCACCAACUUUGACCCAACAACUCUCCUUCCUCCAUCGAGGGACUACUGGACGUACCCGGGCUCCCUUACCGUUCCACCUCUUUUGGAGAGUGUCACUUGGAUAGUUUUAAAGCAACCUAUACAUAUCAGCUCUCAACAGGAAGUUGGUGCCAAACAUUUUCCCCUUGGGCUUUGCCACUGUUCUACCUUGCCAACUGAAGCUGUGACCUUAAGUUCAGCUAGCCAAAUUCCGAAGUCUCCUGUACACUGCAGAGGGUGAGGCAGCUGCCUUCUUGUUGAGCAACUACCGUCCGCCACAACCUCUGAAGGGCCGCAAAGUGAGAGCUUCGUUCCGCUAAAAGUUUCCUCUGAAGACAGCUGGAACAGAUGGGAUUGUGGAAGUACCUUCCCUUUAAAUUCACCUGGAGUGCUUUGCGUGAACCUUAGUUUGUGGGCACAACUGUUUCGUGACUGGGCAGAAGCCCUGAAUUUAUUCAUGACAAAAGAGCACUUCUCUGGAUCUUUAAGGCAAAAUAUAAUUUGGCCACCCCAGAUUGGCACGUUAGCACUCAUGCGUUAAAUGUUGUUUGUCUUCUCUCAGACUGUGAAGUACCUUCGUGUCCAUUGGUGAGAAAGUAUCCCAGACAAUGCGCCUUGCCGGGGAAGCCAAAUUGCUCAUUUCUCUUAAGGAAUUUCUAGUUAAAAACUUAAUGUCAUGUCUUUAAUGUUAGGAUUUUACUAGCCCUAAGUAUUUUAAUUUGUAACCUGUGGGUGCUAUAUCCUUUUAAAAUAAACCCAUUGUCUUAAUCGCUGAUUUAAAUAUUUGGAAUCUUUUUUUUUAUUUUUAAGGAUAAUAUAUUAGUCAUUGAGGAACACGGACCAAACUAUAUUAAAUGAAUAUGUCGGAGAGAGUUAGCAUGGAUUGGUGGAUGUAGAGCUUCCAUCUAAUCAGUAGAACCUGGGUUCGAGCCCUGCUCUAACCCUGGGCAAGUCACUUAACCUCUCAAUGCCCCAGACUAUUCUCUAUACCUACUGUGGGUUGCAGAACAGUUGCUAUCUAGUGGAGGGAAUUCUCUGGAGGGAUGAAAUCCAGGCCAAAUAAAAUAAAUCAAAGAGCCCAGAGGCCAACAAUAACUAAUAAAAUAUCACAAAGUAGUCUACUAAUUAUAUUAUAAAGAAUAAAUCAUACUUGACACUAUAUUUGGCUUCUGCCAUAAAAAACACAUUUUUAUUUUCUCAUUUAGAAACAAACAUUAGAAAUUUAAACAGUGUGUGGAUUUCUCCGUGAUCUUAUAAAGUGACUUUCAUAGGCCUCAUAAUUUCACAGGCAGAACUGCUCCGAGAGUAUGGCAAUAAAAGUAAGGACCCAUUGGCUCUAGGCUUUCUUUCCCCCAACAUAUAACAUACUUUGUUGGCUAUUGGGCAAUGACUCAAGGAGCUAAUCCUAUUCAGAGAAAGGGUGGAGGUGGGAGUAGGUAAAGAACUGACUGUACAGAUUUCUUAGCUGGUGCUAAAAUUACCUGAAAUUCAUGUGUGAACCCUGUCUACAAAUUUUGGGGGUACAGCCACCCCACUCCAUUUCCACACUUGCCCUUUGGUGAGUAAUUGUUAUGGUCUCCCCCUGGCUUCUCUAGAUGUUCACUUUAUUUUAACUUGAUAUAACUUGGUAUUAAAAGGCUCCUCUGGGUCCACCCCAAUUCACUUUCACUAUUAAAUGAAUUAAAUGACACUAACUAGAAUAUUUAACUGUCUCCAGAUGGCUAUAAUUAAUUUUCUUUCUUGUCUUUUGGAAGAAGUGUUGAUUCUGUAGGAUUGUGUUUCUUUGAUUUUGCAAAUUUGUUUAAUAUUUUGUUCUUUUUUUGAAAAUGGGUUUUAACAUAUGAAUUUGUUUUGGAAUAUUUUCUGAGAUAUAAUAACUUGGUGUUAAAAUAUGUAAUUGUAACAUUGCGUCUCAUAUUUUGGUUCAGUUUAAUGUGAAAUUCUUUGACAAAUUUAUAGUUCUUUUUGAGACUAAUAUACCAAGAGUUAAUUUAAUGUUAAAAAAAACAAAACCUCAGGUCAAAUGUCCUUAUGGUAUUGUUUUAAAAAAGGGAAUUCUGAUUAAAUUCUGAUUAAUUGAGCUUGUGUACAUGCUUUUGAUAUAGAAUUAUUCUUUAAAAAAUACCUGUGUUGAAGAAAGAAACUAAUUUGAAAAAGUUAACUGUGAAGUGUUAUAGUUGGUGAAAUAGCCUUGUUUUCCUAAGAAAAUCUAGGAAUACACAUCAGGAGUGUAUAUAAGAAUAUAACCCUAAUUGUGGUGUUCAUGGAUUGCUGUUUCAAUAUCAUAUUUUUUUCCACUGCAGUAGUGGAAGUGCAGUACAUCUGUACUGUUACAAAUUAUAUGUUAGGUGACUCUAAAAAAAAAAAAACAAGCCCAGAAACAAAACAAAAAAACCCACCCAGAAUUGAUCUCUCUGA